Acromyrmex echinatior (Panamanian leafcutter ant) is the source of this 805-nucleotide messenger RNA. RefSeq names its product U6 snRNA-associated Sm-like protein LSm8. Gene Ontology annotation, molecular function: mRNA binding. Gene Ontology annotation, biological process: mRNA splicing, via spliceosome. The record is from RefSeq and is a predicted model, not a curated record. Gene Ontology annotation, cellular component: precatalytic spliceosome; U6 snRNP; U4/U6 x U5 tri-snRNP complex. Lineage: Eukaryota; Metazoa; Arthropoda; Insecta; Hymenoptera; Formicidae.
GUCGGCAUCAAUCCAUAUCACAGUCGGCACAAGUCGGCAUGGAUGAUGGAAGUCACUCGGCUUGUUUGUAGUUCUUGACUGUAUUGACCUUCAUUUGAAAACAGGCAGCUGUGUAUGACAAUAAAUAAUGGCGUCAGGAUUAGAGAGUUACGUGAAUCAUACAGUUUCCAUUAUCACAUCGGAUGGUAGGAAUUUCAUUGGUACUCUGAAAGGUUUUGAUCAAACUAUCAAUCUAAUUUUGGAUGAAUCACACGAGCGUGUAUACAGUACGACACAGGGAGUGGAGCAGGUUGUCUUGGGUUUGCACAUUAUCAGAGGAGAUAACGUAGCGAUAGUAGGAGAGAUAGACGACGAAAUGGACGCGAGAUUGGAUCUAUCAACAAUACGAGCUGACCCCCUAAGUUCUAUUACCCAUUAAAUGAAUAUAUCUGAAAUUGCAAUUUGGAAUCAUCGUCUAUUCUCAUUUAAAUUUAAAAUAAGAACAAUCGCAAGCAUUAUAAGAAAAAAAAGUAAUACAACUUUUCAAAUAGGUUGUAUAUUGUACAAAAAUCUUCCAUUUGUCAUAUGUAGACACAUGUUUAGCAUAUAAUAACUGUAUUUUAAAAAGUGCACAGAGUUAAUACAGCAGUAUUUACAUCAUUGAAACAAACUUUCGUUUGAAUCAACAAUUCUCGUCUGUACAAAAAUCUUGCUACAUAUAAUGAUAGUAAACUUUACAAAUGUAUUUUCUUUACAAAUGUAAUUUCGCUCUACGUUUAUAUAAUGUAGCAAUAAUAAUAAACAAAAGUGUAUAGAUUAACAUCGA